Molecule: messenger RNA, 4883 nt
Organism: Anopheles stephensi (Asian malaria mosquito)
Lineage: Eukaryota; Metazoa; Arthropoda; Insecta; Diptera; Culicidae
Gene: Gyc88E
Product: soluble guanylate cyclase 88E
Exons: 12
Coding region: 1104-4070 (988 amino acids)
Biological process (GO): nitric oxide-cGMP-mediated signaling; response to oxygen levels; cGMP biosynthetic process
Cellular component (GO): guanylate cyclase complex, soluble
Molecular function (GO): guanylate cyclase activity; heme binding; oxygen sensor activity
Source: RefSeq, a predicted model, not a curated record
UGGCGUAUGGUUUGAUGUUCGACAUUGAGUCAGUAGACCGGCGGGAUAUGGGACGUGUUUGUUGUGUUGAUUAGCUUCGUCAACAGCGCUCAGGACGAGGACGCACGGGAUGGAGUUUAGAACAAUCUAUUUGUACAAGCUGAUGUGAUCUCUCAUCCAUCUGCGAACGCACGUGGUCUAAAGCAGCUCGAAUGUAAUUGGAAAAUAUGAUUGAAAUUUAAUUAACGCACACGUUGUACGUUGGAAAAGUGCUCGGUUUUCCCGGUUGAAAAUUCGCCAAACAUACGGUGAUGCGUGCACAACGGUUUUUUGGUGAAGCCUAGCAAGUGGUUCCGAAUAGUGUCACACGUUUCGGACCGCUCUUUAACCGGUCGCUGGAGGUCCUCGGAGGAAAGGUGAUGAAAAAGUCACCUACCCAAACACGGAGACACACACACGCUGCAGCACGGCAACGGUUUCAACGAAAUUCGGCUGAAAUGUGCGCUUCGGGAGGAUAUUGUGUCGUACGCUUUCGUUUCUGUCUACUGUCCUGUAUCGUUAUAAAUAUAAACACAAACUCAUAGAAGAAUCCGAGGGGAUUAGAAAAUCACACAACCAAGAGGGAGCAAGAUCCUCCAAUAACAGUUAUGCGUGUGUCACCGUUUUUCGGACCUAAGUGCAAUCGCAUUGUGCCCACCAGACGCCGUAUCGUGCCGAUGCAUGAAAAUGUGCAGUGAUUGCUGGUGUUCGUGCGCUACAGAGACCGAUUGCCGGGUGGCAAGUGCUGUAAAGUGAUCCCAUUGGAAGAAGUGAGAUUGAUAACGGCAUCAUUCAUUCCGUCGUGGCUAGAUCCAGACGCCCGAGGUCCUAGGUUGCCGUCGUCGCAGGAGCUGUCCGCCGUGGGAGUACGGUCCGAAAAGACAUUCGAAGCAGCCGGGAUCGUUGCGCGGUUUCCGCUCCUCAGGAAGUGGUAGCACAUCGAAGUCAAGCGACAGCAGCGCUCACUGCCGGGGCGUGUUGGUGGUAAACGGUCGGGACGAUCGGACGCGUGCGGGCAGUGUACGUGACGACCGUCGGCGGCACCGUCGGAUGCGUCCGGACGACGCCGGUGCCACGGUGCGACUAUGUACGGGCUGCUGCUGGAGAACCUGUCCGAAUACGUGAAGGCUGUCUACGGCGAGGACAAGUGGGAUGACAUCCGGCGCCAGACGGGCAUCUCGUCGCCCUCGUUCAGCGUCCACGAUGACUACGACGAGAAUCUGCUCAACGUUCUGGCGACGAAAGCGCAAGAAAUUCUUGGAAUAUCGGAGCGUGACUUUAUGGACCAGAUGGGGGUGUACUUCGUCAACUUCGUCAGCCAGUACGGGUACGAUCGGGUACUGUCCGUGCUGGGCCGUCACAUGCGCGACUUUCUGAAUGGGUUGGAUAAUUUGCACGAAUAUCUCAAGUUCUCCUAUCCGCUGAUGCGUGCGCCAAGCUUCAUCUGCGAGAACGAAACGCGCCACGGACUGACGCUACACUACCGGACCAAGCGCAAGGGCUUCGUUUACUACACAAUGGGACAAAUUAGGGAGGUGGCACGUCAUUUCUACCAUAAAGAUAUGCAAAUCGAGCUGGUCAAAUCGGAUCUGUUGGGCGAAACGAAUCACUACACGUUCCAGCUGACGUUCGACAACCGGGCCUUCUCGUUGGCCACGCUCGCGAUGACGCGGGAGGAGAAGCACCUGCCCAUUAGCGCCUCGGUACUGUUCGAGAUAUUCCCCUUCUGCAUCGUCUUCGGGUCCGAUAUGGUUGUCCGAAGUAUAGGCAACUCGCUGAUGGUCAUUCUGCCCGAUUUACUGUCGAAAAAGAUCACGGAUUGGUUCGAGCUGAGACGGCCACUGAUAGCAUUUAAAUUCCAAACGAUACUCAACCGCACGAAUAACAUAUUCGAGCUAGUGACAGUGCAGUCGGUUAAGAAGCGACCCGAAAACCAACGAAAAACGGAGCUCGUCCUGUCGGAGGAUGAAAACGAGGAGGAGGUCGAGAAGCGGUUGCGACUGAAGGGUCAGAUGAUCUACAUGGAGAACUGGUACAUGAUCAUGUUCCUCGGGACUCCGGUAAUGCCCAAGCUGACUUCCCUCAUCAGUACCGGCCUGUACAUCAACGAUCUGUCGAUGCAUGACUUUAGCCGUGAUCUCAUGUUAGCUGGAACGCAACAAUCAGUCGAGCUAAAGCUGGCCCUCGAUCAGGAACAGCAAAAGUCGAAAAAGCUGGAAGAGUCGAUGCGAAAGCUGGACGAGGAGAUGCGCCGUACGGAUGAGCUGCUGUAUCAGAUGAUCCCGAAGCAGGUCGCCGAUCGGUUACGGCGUGGUGAGAACCCGAUCGAUACCUGCGAGAUGUUCAACAGCGUCUCCAUACUGUUCUCGGACGUGGUCACGUUUACGGAGAUCUGCUCCCGCAUCACGCCGAUGGAGGUCGUGUCCAUGCUGAACGCAAUGUACUCCAUCUUCGACACGCUUACCGAGCGGAACAGUGUGUACAAGGUCGAAACGAUUGGAGAUGCGUACAUGGUGGUAUCGGGCGCUCCCGCCAAAGAGCAGAACCAUGCUGAAAAAGUCUGUGAUAUGGCCUUGGAUAUGAUCGAGGCAAUAACGGAUUUGAAGGAUCCCUCCACAGGAUCUCAUCUUCGUAUACGGGUGGGCGUACACUCUGGUGCGGUGGUAGCCGGUAUCGUGGGUUUGAAGAUGCCAAGAUACUGCCUAUUCGGAGACUCAGUCAACACCGCCUCCCGCAUGGAGUCGACGAGCCAGGCGAUGCGGAUACACAUAUCGGAGUCGACCAAGAAUCUGCUCUCGUCCAACUAUCGCGUUAGCGAACGGGGUGAGAUCGACGUCAAGGGUAAGGGCACGAUGAAGACGUACUGGUUGGACUAUCGCGAGAAUCGGCCCCCGCUACAGCUGCUGGACGAAGACAUCAAGAGUCCAUCGAUCGAGUACAUCGAAGCAAGCAAGGACCGGCGCGUCAGCAUUCCGUCGUACAAUUUCGUGCAACAGCCCCACAAGCAAUCGCUCGGCGGUCUUAGCUCGGCCGGACUGGAAGAUCGACGCGUAUACUCACCGGUAACGUUCGAAGAUGUGGCGCGGCGCAGCAUAGCCAACUCGCCGGUGAAGCUGCACGCGUUCGGACCACGGGGUCGAGAGAAUCGGUCCAACUCUACGGGCCAUGCGUUCAUGCACAGCGUGUCGGACGUGUUUGGUUCGCUGGUGAACGACACGGAAGAGUUCCUGGAGGAUCUGCAGCAUCGGAACUCGCUCAGCAACACACUGUACUCGGGGUCCACUCCAUCGCCGUGCCCGUUUAGCCCACCGGCCCAGUUUCGCACCAAAUCCAAGUCGUGUUACCAAGCGCAGUUUAUGGACAAGGACCAUGAAGUAUUAUCCGGAGCUAGCAACGCGUUACUGCAGGAAGCACCCAAAAAGCCUAAAGGCAUCCUGGCGAAAGCACAAACCGUCGAACACGCGUCCGUCGCCGCGUACGAACAGAAGGCGAAAGUACGCAAAGCGAAACUGGACGCGGUAAAACAUCAGCAAACCAAGGCACUGGAAAAGCUCGACCAGAUGGUGCAGGAGAUCUACGAUGCCGAUCUGCCCGGCAUGUGCUUCGUCAAUCCGCCCGGUUCGCGGUCCGACGGCAACAUCUGCCAGUCGAACAAUUGCACCCUCGGUAGCAGUAGGUCCGUAGUGGACGAACGCACUAGCGACACCGCUUCCUGUCACGCACUCUAUACACUCAACCUUUACUUUCCCGUUUCAUGUCCACCCGCGUGUGUCUGUGGCCCGGACGGCAGCCGAUCGCAAGCGGUCCCAUCGCAUUCCGGUGCGGUACCGGGCCCGUCAAGCGGUCCGGUACCGGUCUGCGAACAGCACGCCCAUCUGCCACCGCGACACUGUCACGGGUGCGAGCCCGGGGCAGGGCCCGGCCCCGGAAAGGUGCCACAGAGCAUGAGCUUUUCGCACCCGAAAGAGCACAAGUGCUGCCCGGCGGCGUACGCUACCCAUCACCAGAACGGUCGGCACAAAGUGCACUCGAACGCCUGUCACAUACUCUAGAGACUGAUCGAGACGCAAAGCAGCAGAUCGCGCCGGCUCGGUAGAUUCUCGACAGUGUCCCGUGGUCGUAGUUGUGCACCGUACACCUUUACCUAGAUUUUUUGUUUGUUUUUGCAGCACGCCAUCUGUAGUGUAAUGGUUUCUCGGCGGCCCUCGGCAACACUAGUCUAGCCAGGCACUGAGCGUCAGCUGCACUCGGCCGGGCUUCGACGAAAGCUUUAACCGAACGUCAAUAGGUGUUUGUGUGUCGUACGUGUAUUCGUUUUACGUUUUAUACCUGUGGUGUUUAGCAGCAGCAGAAGAGGCAGAGAACUCGUUAGUAGCCACCGAAGGUGUAUGAGAGCGUUGUGUACUUCAUGUUGUACUUAUAAAGUGUAAUCGGUAACUUAACCCAUCGGGCUUCAUUUGUACACGGUACGAAUUAGUGUAGCUUAAGCGAACGUUUGGUCUAGCGAAAUGGAGCGCGGGUGAUGCAGAUAUGGAGUGGAGUUUAUUUAUUAUCUACCUGUUUCCCUUUACGUUCCCAAUCCAAUGUCUAUAAGAACAUUGCGGGAACGACUUAUAUCAACACCGCGAGACAGUGCUCUAGUGUGCGUGUGUGUUUGAGCUACGGAUACUUAACACAAUCGUUGACUGUUAGAACACUCUCAAUCGUCCAGAUCGGCACGGCUACACACUCACCACUGUCUUGUGUUUUCGGUGAUCUAUUUCAUCACUAGCCUCUAGUCUAUUGCCACCAAAGUAGUACCGGUGUUGAGCAGGAACAUUGUUGUAGUAGAUUUACACAUUCAAAUUACCGCACACACACACACA